AUGGAAGAUGAUAAUAAUAAACCCCAAACACAAAAACCAUUUACCCUGCGAACCCACCGUCCAGGAGACAUUGGCUGGAUAACACAUCGACACGGGAUUCUCUACGCGACCGAAUACAACUUUAGCGAGCGUUUCGAGUCCGUUGUAGCCCGAAUUUCCGCCGAUUUUAUCGACAAUUAUGACCCAUUGUCGGAGAGAUGCUGGAUUGCCGAGUCUACAAAAGGCAGUGGCGAGUUUCUGGGCAGUGUAAUGCUCGUUAAUGACCGAGAUCGCCCUCGGACGGCCAAGAUUCGCCUCCUUUUGGUCGAGCCGAGUGCGCGUGGCAUGGGUGUUGGGAGAGGCUUAGUUCGGAAAUGUAUUCAGUUUGCGAGGCAGGCCAAUUACGAGAGGAUCGCGCUUCUUACCACUAGCUUUCUUGCUCCCGCAAAGCAUAUAUACCAUAGUGAAGGGUUUAGAAUGGUCAAAGAAGAGGAACAUGAAACAUUUGGGAGGACGGUAAUGGGUGAAUUCUGGGAGUUGGAGCUAGGGAGCUCAACAACUGAGAAUAAGAGUUAG
Talaromyces rugulosus is the source of this 555-nucleotide messenger RNA. RefSeq lists its product as uncharacterized. NCBI's taxonomy places the organism in Eukaryota, Fungi, Ascomycota, Eurotiomycetes, Eurotiales, Trichocomaceae. The record is from RefSeq and is a predicted model, not a curated record. The coding region runs from base 1 to 555 and encodes 184 amino acids. The transcript has a single exon. Gene Ontology annotation, molecular function: N-acetyltransferase activity.